Molecule: messenger RNA, 2356 nt
Organism: Ornithorhynchus anatinus (platypus)
Lineage: Eukaryota; Metazoa; Chordata; Mammalia; Monotremata; Ornithorhynchidae
Gene: GIPC1
Product: GIPC PDZ domain containing family member 1
Exons: 7
Coding region: 147-1148 (333 amino acids)
Molecular function (GO): protein binding
Source: RefSeq, a predicted model, not a curated record
UGCGGGAGAGGCCCGGCUGCACUUUGCGGAGGGGCCAGCCGAGGCGGUGGCCGUGGCCGUGGGGGCAGCGACGACCCAGCAGCGGAGGCGGGAGCAACAGAUCUCCUAGGAGUUCCUCGAAGGCGCUGCUCCCCUCUCCUGCUCAUAUGCCGCUGGGACUAGGGCGUCGGAAGAAGGCCCCACCGUUGGUGGAGAAUGAGGAGGCAGAGCCCGGACGAGGCGGGCUGGGUGUCGGGGAGGUGGGGUCCUUGGGUGGGGGUGGGGCCGUGGGGGCCCAACUGGGCCUCCCUCCCCCCCCGCCGGCCCUGCGGCCCCGCCUCGUUUUCCACACUCAGCUGGCCCACGGCAGCCCCACCGGCCGCAUCGAGGGCUUCACCAACGUCAAGGAGCUGUAUGGCAAGAUCGCCGAGGCCUUCCACCUGCCCCCCGCCGAGGUGAUGUUCUGCACCCUCAACACCCACAAGGUGGAUAUGGAAAAGCUCCUGGGGGGGCAGAUUGGAUUAGAGGACUUCAUCUUCGCCCACAUCAAGGGGCAGCGCAAGGAAGUGGAGGUGUUCAAGUCAGAGGAGGCCUUGGGGCUGACUAUCACCGACAACGGGGCCGGCUACGCGUUCAUUAAGCGGAUCAAGGAGGGGAGCGUGAUUGACCGGAUCCAGGUGAUCAGCGUGGGGGAUAUGAUCGAGUCCAUCAACGGGCAGAGCCUGCUAGGCUGCCGGCACUAUGAGGUGGCCAAGAUGCUCAAGGAUCUGCCCAAGGGGCGCACCUUCGCUCUCAAACUCACAGAGCCCCGCAAGGCCUUUGACAUGAUAAGCCAGCGAUCCGGAGGAGCUCGCUUUGGCUCGGGCCCCCAGCUGGGCACUGGUCGGGGAACACUGCGCCUCCGGUCCAAGGGCCCCGCUACUGUGGAGGAGCUGCCCUCUGCGUUUGAGGAGAAAGCCAUCGAGAAGGUGGAUGACUUGCUGGAGAGUUACAUGGGCAUCCGGGACACUGAGCUAGCGGCCACUAUGGUAGAGCUGGGCAAGGACAAGAGGAACCCGGAUGAGCUGGCCGAAGCUCUGGAUGAGCGGCUGGGAGACUUUGCCUUCCCCGAUGAGUUUGUCUUUGAUGUCUGGGGGGCAAUCGGGGAUGCCAAGGUCGGACGCUACUAGACCCUUGCGCUGGACUCUGGGGAGUACGAGUUAACCCUGGGCCAGGAAGGCGGGUCUCGUGGAGGGUGUGGGGUCCAGACCUCUCUCUUCCCCUCUUCCCCCUCCCUUUCCAAGGAGAUGGUGGCACAGUCAGUGGCUUUCCUCUUCUGUUCCCCACUAGAGCAGAAGCCUUGGCUCAUUAUUCCCUGCGAGGAGAAAGAGAGGAGGCCUGUUGAGCAAGGCCGCACAGAGGCAUUAGAGGACCUCGGCGUUCCCUACCCAGCUGGCCCCGCAGCCCUUCCGAGUCCUUUGGGCUUGGGGCGCUGGGUCUGAUGAGUUGCAGGAUUUCAGGUGCUGACAGGGAAAAGGGAGGAGCCCUUCCACCUUCCUCCUCCACUGGCCCAGGCCUCGGCAUUGGGGAACGGAGCUGUUAGGAGACCCAGGCAGCCAGGGUUUUCCGGUCAAUCUCAGCCCCUUAGAGCCAGCAGGUUGAGGGGUGGGUGGUGGUGGUGGUCAGCCCCACCCUGCCCCCACCAAGCGCAAUCCAAUCGGUACCUACCAGACCUGUCCCCUCUCCCACACUACAUCCCCCCACCCCCCGCCCCCUUCCCACCUACCUCAGCAGGCAGACGGGAGGAAUGGGCUCUGAGGGAGGAGGGAAGGGGGAAAAGUGAGCCCAGGGCCGCCCCCUCUCCCUCUUCUUUCCGCAGCAGCUGCCAAACAACCUCCUUGGCCCGAAUCACCCCUCCCCGGAGCGCUUGGCUCUGUGUGGUGGGGGGGGUCAUGACCUCCCAUUUCCCUGAUGCGGAGAAGGAGGAGGUGGGGGAUCAGGCCUUCGCUUUUCCCCUCACCCAGUCCUUGCCUGCCCCUGCCCCAUCCCCCGCCCCCUUCAACUCGGAGCACAAGCAAUAAUAACUCCCCAUCAAACCGAGAGCCUCACCCUUCAUCCUGACUGCUCCCUUUUCUCCCUUCCCCGCCCCCCCCCCACUAAAAGCCCCUCUCCCCAGAACUAUUACCUCUGUGUGUGAACUUUGCUGCUGUGAACUGCCUCCCUCCCACCCUGAUUUGUCCUCUACUGUCUCUUUCCCCCAUCCUCUGCUCUCCCUAACUUCUGGGGGAGAGCUGGGGAGCUGGGAUGGGAGGCUGGGGUGGGGGGAGGGGGGAAACUGAUUUUUUUGUAUUUUAUGUGUCAACGUCUUUAACAUAAAGAGAAUCUUUAUCGACCGAAA